This is a messenger RNA of Seriola dumerili (greater amberjack), 948 nucleotides long. Its product is annotated as olfactory receptor 52N5-like. Gene Ontology annotation, biological process: G protein-coupled receptor signaling pathway. Gene Ontology annotation, cellular component: membrane. Bases 4 to 948 code for a protein of 314 amino acids. Gene Ontology annotation, molecular function: olfactory receptor activity; G protein-coupled receptor activity. NCBI's taxonomy places the organism in Eukaryota, Metazoa, Chordata, Actinopteri, Carangiformes, Carangidae. The record is from RefSeq and is a predicted model, not a curated record. The transcript has a single exon.
UUGAUGGAAAACUACACCUACAACAGCUUCACACUCCAGCUGGAAGGGUUAAAUGUCUCAGAGGAUUAUGUCUACACUGUGUUUCUUUUCAUAUUUCUCUCAUACUUGUUUAUAAUUGUUGUGAAUGGUGGCAUUGUUGUUCUUGUUUUUCUGGACAAAAACCUUCACCAGCCUAUGUAUCUCUUGUUUUGGAACCUGUCAAUCAAUGACAUACUUGGAAACUCUAUCUUUUUGCCUCGUUUGCUUGUAGACAUGUUGUAUCCUCCCUCUGAACGUCUCAUCAGUUAUUAUGAAUGUGUGAUCCAAGCUUUCACCAUACAUAUGUCCAAUACCACUGCUCACACUGUGCUUAUGAUUAUGGCCUUUGACAGAUAUGUGGCCAUCUGCAAUCCCCUGCGUUACGCUGCCAUAAUGACCAACAAAAUGUUGGUGAAGCUGACAGUUUCUGCCUGGGGAGUGGCCUUUGUUCUGGUCGGGAUUAUGGUCGGUCUGACCAUAAGACUGAACCGAUGCAGGACAAUGAUCAGAGGCCUUUAUUGUAGCAAUGCUGGACUGUUCAAACUCUCCUGUGAGAGUGUGUUCAUCAAUAAUGUGUAUGGCCUCACUUUCACUGUAGUCCUGUUUACAGGGUCUAUAGGCAGCAUGGUUCUCACCUAUACCAAGAUUACUGUAGUCUGUCUGACCAGUAAGAACAAGUCUUUGAACAGUAAAGCCUUGAAGACCUGCAGCACUCAUCUGGUUGUGUAUCUGAUUAUGUUGCUCAGUGGACUGUGUGUUAUUAUUCUGCAUCGCUUCCCACAGUACGCAGAGUACAGAAAAAUUUCUAGCAUUUUGUUUCACAUCAUCCCGAGCGGCCUCAACCCAAUUAUUUAUGGUGCGCAGUCCAAAGAGAUACGAAAAUUCUUAUCAAAAUGGUUUGAGCCCCAGAAAGGUUUUCCAACGUUAUAG